Messenger RNA from Marasmius oreades (fairy-ring Marasmius), 642 nucleotides. RefSeq lists its product as uncharacterized. The coding region runs from base 1 to 642 and encodes 213 amino acids. Lineage: Eukaryota; Fungi; Basidiomycota; Agaricomycetes; Agaricales; Marasmiaceae. The transcript is spliced from 2 exons. The record is from RefSeq and is a predicted model, not a curated record.
AUGACUUCUACGAGUACUCAUGGACACAACAGUGGCGGUCAAUACGAUCAGAGCCUGCUGGCCGAGGCUCCAAAGGCUACAAAGCAGAUGCGGCAGGAAGGCUACAACCCCGACAUCCUGAAGAAGAACGAAAAUGCAAAUCGAGAUUUGGAACGAGGACUAGGUACAGGUGCAUCAAAAGAACGACUGGCAGGAACUUCCACCCCCCGGCCCUCCCUAACGCCCACGCCCACGCCUCGUUCGCCACCGUUUUAUCGUACAAAGAAAGGAGUGAUCGUCAUCGUCAUUGCAACGCUCGUCGUGCUUGGGGCUGUUAUUGGAGGUGCCGUUGGGGGGACUAGGAACCGGCAUCGUGAGGAUGAGGCUAAGGGUGCAGCUCCUGGUAUAGGCAAAGCUGGUGGUGACUCUGGAGAUAAUGGGAUUGGGGCUGGUAGUCCUGGUGGUCCUCCGGGAGGAGGAGGAGGGAUCGCACCUAAUUCGACGUCGGUUCAGGAUCCGGCUGGUGCUAUCACCUCACUACUGGAAUCGCACUCGCCCUCGAAGACCACGACGAGUCGUAUUGGAGUACCGACUCGUGGUGAUAACGGUAUUGCCUCUGUUCCGGGUUCGAUUGUGAAACUGGUUGGUGCGCCGCCUCUGUAG